Messenger RNA from Desarmillaria tabescens, 1276 nucleotides. RefSeq lists its product as uncharacterized. The annotation marks the transcript as partial. The transcript is spliced from 5 exons. NCBI's taxonomy places the organism in Eukaryota, Fungi, Basidiomycota, Agaricomycetes, Agaricales, Physalacriaceae. The record is from RefSeq and is a predicted model, not a curated record.
UUAUUUGCGUUAUACAAUUUCGCCGUGUUCCAAGAAUCCACCAUUGCCGUUCACGGACCCGCAUUGAAUUCGACAAACUCGACAUCGCUGCCCAAAGUCCUUUUGGUAUCGGCCUUCUAUCCCAUUUCCACAUCCAGUCACAGUGCCUCCGAGUACAGGCAAUGGCUCUCCGGUUUUUUGGGUCAAAUAACCACUGAUAUCUACCUCUUUACCUCUCCGGGCGCGGAGGAAAUCGUGCGGGACCUCAGAGGCUCUCGGCUAUCAUUGUUAACACCACAUAUACCUCCCCCUUCAGCAUCCCCCCUCUACGUGGCCGUAUCGACAAAUAUGUUGAAAUGCAGGGCUUGGACCGCCGACCAGGAGAGCAUUCCAGCAGAACUGUACGCGAUGCGAAAUGGCAAACCGUUCUUUGUCUACGAGGCGAUGAAAAUUUUUAGCGCAGAGUAUGAUUAUGCGUUUUGGACGGACGUGGGGAGCUGGGAGACUGGUCAUGGUAAUAUUGCUUGGCCCAACGCCACGACCACCCAAGAAGUCUUGGCAACCGGGCAGGAAAGUCGUGACCGCAUUUUCUUUCCCAUCCAUGCGCUUCCUCAUACAACCAUGAAAUACUGGGGGGACCAACUCGGACCCAUAGACAAUGAUUUCAGCCGGAGUUCGUUCUUCGGCGGUUCCUUACAGGCACUAGACUGGUGGCAGAGAAUGUUCUAUCGGUACCACGAUAAUUAUAUCUCGCAAGGCAUCUUUGUCGGUGACGAUCAGACAAUUGCCAAUGCUCUUUUUCUUCUUUUUCCGUCCCGGGUCCUCACGGUCGACCUCAACAUUUGUAAAAGCUAUCGGUAUCUUCUUGCCAGUCCUUCAGAUAGGCAGCGCAUGCAUGACGCGUGGAAUUUAUGGGACUGGUGGGGAUUCUCGAACGACAAACAUGCGAAACAAUCGUGUUUGACACCAAGGGUAGGCAGAAAUGUUGGACUGUUUUGAAGGCACGAUUCGGGCAGGGCUGGACUCCACCCAGGGCAACCUUGGUGAGCUAAGGCGGGUGUUAUUCAAUCGCGGACUUUUGUACUAAUGACUGGGAACGCCUCUCCGAAAGUUACAUGUCCGCUCCAUGCGAUCUUGGUACUCCUUCCAAAUGAAUUUCAGGUAGGUACUUCAAAGACGAGGAAGAUACUGUUGUGAUGGUCACACCCCGGAGUGAUGCUAUGCCCGGCAAUGGGGUUACUCUUGUGCUACCUUGCAUACCUGUAUUGUUAGCUUGUGCCGCUCCGGGUAUGCCUUG